This is a messenger RNA of Trichomycterus rosablanca, 6405 nucleotides long. It is a transcript of the gene ltk, whose product is annotated as leukocyte receptor tyrosine kinase. The transcript is spliced from 32 exons. Gene Ontology annotation, biological process: cell surface receptor protein tyrosine kinase signaling pathway; protein phosphorylation; multicellular organism development. Bases 1 to 6405 code for a protein of 2134 amino acids. Gene Ontology annotation, molecular function: transmembrane receptor protein tyrosine kinase activity; ATP binding; protein binding. Gene Ontology annotation, cellular component: plasma membrane; signaling receptor complex. The record is from RefSeq and is a predicted model, not a curated record. NCBI's taxonomy places the organism in Eukaryota, Metazoa, Chordata, Actinopteri, Siluriformes, Trichomycteridae.
AUGAGUGCAGUGAGUGCGGUGUCGAGCUACGGCCAAGGAGAAUGCAAGAUACUGAGUCAGAGGAAACCCAGAGGAGGAGUUGUGAAUGUGCUGCAGACACAGCACCCACAAGCCCUCCUUCUCAUCUCAGGAGACUUUAAUCAUGUUUCUCCAUCCUCCACUCUGUCCACCUUCACGCAAUAUGUAACCUGCCACACUAGAGACAAUAAAAUACUGGACUUGUUUUAUGCCAACACAAAGGAGGCUUAUAACUCAUCACCUCUCCCUCCCCUUGAAAGAUCUGAUCACAAUCUGGUUCAUCUUCUGCCUGUGUACAAACCCCUUGUGCACAGAGAACCAGCAGUCACCCGCACAGUGAAGAAAUGGUCUAAGGAGACUGAAGAGGCUCUGAAGGACUGUUUUGAAACAACAGUGUGGGAAGAACUGUGUGACCCUAAUGGGGAGGACAUUGACAGUCUCACUCAUUGCAUCACGGAUUAUGUCAACUUCUGUGUGGAGAACACUGUCCCCACCAAGACUGUUCGGUGUUUCUCCAACAAUAAGCCAUGGAUAAAUCCUGACAUAAAGGCUCUCCUAAAAAAGAAAAAGAGGGCCUUCAGAUCGGGCGAUAAGGAUGAGCUGAAAGCUGUGCAGAGAGAACUGAGAAGGAAGAUCAGAGAGGGGAAAGCUGGCUACAGGAAGAAGUUGGAAGAAGAACUACAGCAGAACAAUGUCAGUGGAGUUUGGAAAGGCCUUAAAACCAUCUCUGGUCACAAGAAGCCUGACUCCCAGGUGGUGGGGGACCAGAAGUGGGUGAACGAACUCAAUUUGUUCUUCAAUAGAUUUGAUCACUCACAUGUCCCUCCCCCUACACAGACAUCACAGCUGAACCCCCCUUCUGUGGCACCACCAACAUGCUGCCCUCCCCCUUCUCUCACACUCACGCCCUUAUCACAGCCACCCCCCACUGGUUCAUCUGCUGGCAACUUUAACUUCCCAUUCACGCACUCCAACACCCAGCCUCCAUGCUCCAAUCUGUCCUUUACAACAGCCCAGGUGAGGAAUGAGCUGAAGAAAAUCAAAGUGAAGAAAGCUGCGGGUCCAGAUGGCAUCAGUGCCAGGCUCCUCAAGUCCUGUGCAGAUCAGCUGUGCAGAGUAGUCGAGCACAUGUUUAACCUGACACCCAAAGGACCUAAACAGCGACAGACCAGUGGCACUGACUUCACAUUUGAUGAAAUCACUGGGGAGGCUGGUCCUUACCCAUCUCCGCCUCUGGUGAGCCCAUCCAUGGACCCUCUUCAGUUUGCUUACCAGCCUGGCGUUGGGGUGGAUGAUGCCAUCAUCCAUCUGUUACACGGAGCUCUUUCUCACCUGGAGAAACCUGGGAGCACUGUGAGAAUCACCUUCUUCGAUUUCUCCAGUGCUUUUAACACAAUACAGCCGGGGCUCCUGAAGGACAAACUGGAUCAUAUUGGAGUGGACAGUCACCUGUCCAAUUGGAUACUGGACUACCUCAGCAACCGACCACAGUAUGUGAGGGCAUGGGACUGUGUGUCUGAUAUGGUGGUCAGCAGCACAGGGGCCCCUCAGGGAACGGUCUUGGCACCAUUCCUCUUCACCCUGUACACGGCUGACUUCAUGUACAGAUCACCGGACUGUCACCUCCAGAAGUUCUCUGAUGACUCAGCGAUUGUCGGACUUAUAAACAAUGACGAGGACAGCGAGUACAGAGGACUGAUUCAGGACUUCGUGGACUGGUGUCUGCAGAAUCACCUCCAGUUAAACGUGGGAAAGACCAAAGAACUGGUGGUGGAUUUCCGCAGCUAUAACGAGAGCCAUGUCUUUCAAAAAGUUCCUCGACUUUUCAUCUUUAGAUAUUUCUCUGGGUUCUUUUGUGACCUACUGGAUGAGCCAUUUGGCGUUCUUGUGAUCAGGACCAGUUGUGCUCUCUUGGACAGAACCGUGGAGGAGAGUUUUCCGGUGCAGUUAUAUCCUAAUCAAUCAAAGCCAAAUGAAGAAAGUCAGGGUAUAUUUCAAACCCCAUCCAUUACCUCCUGCGAUUUUGAAUCUGCGUGUUCCUGGACUCUGUCCAAUCACAGUGAUCAUGGAGACUGGUUUGCUACAUCACCACAGCAACACAGAGUGGGCCAGCAGGAUGGACACCCUACUGUGGAUCAUUCAGUUGGAGAUUCAAAAGGUCACUUUCUGGUUCUAAGGCCUGGAUCAGAAUCUGGGAGUUGCACCUUUCACAUCACCAGUCCUGUAAUUCUAAACAGUGGCUUGUUGUGCCGGGUUCGACUGGCUUAUUUCCAGCUAGAGCCAAGCAUUGGAAACCUGUCUGUGUCCGUAAAGCCAAUCAACUCUGUGUUUGCGAAGUCAAACGUCUUCGUCCGCAAGGAAAAUGUUGGCAUGAGGGAAUCUUGGGAGGUGCUGGAAGCAUUAAUUGGAAAAGUGGAUGAACCCUUCAGAGUAACAGUGGAGUACACUUCUUGUAGUGGUCAUGAUGUUGGAUUGCUGGCAAUUGAUUCACUGGAGCUGAAGGACUGUAAUGGGGAGAGUGGUGAUAUAGAAAUAAGUCCAAGCUGUAAGGAGAAUUCAGAAUUCCACUGUGAUUUAGGGGGGUGUAUAGACAAAAGCAGAGUGUGUGAUUUCCACGUUGACUGUCCCCUCGGGGAGGAUGAGGGCUUCAUCUGUGAUAAGUUGCCAUUGGGUUCAUAUUGUUCAUUUGAGUCUGGUACCUGUGGGUGGUCAGUUUCUGAUAGACAGUCGUCUUGGAUGCUGUCAAGUGGAGAACAGCUUGCUGAAAGUGCUGACCUUUUAGGAACAACACUUCAAAACACACAAGGUCACUUCCUGUUUUUCAAGGUCAGAGAAAAUGCAAAUGACAAUGAAGCAUUUAUUUACAGUCCAGCUCUUCCUUCAACUCUAUCGAGCCGAGACUGUCAGCUGCACUUCUCCUUGUAUCUGUAUGGGGAUUUUAAUGGCACUGUGGUGCUGUCAGUAGUCGAGAACUUGACAUCAGUGACUCCUUUAAUCUGGCGGACUGGACAGUGGAAGGAUGACUGGCAAACUGUCACUUUACAGAUCAAAGAGCUUUUGAACGGUUUCCGUCUGAAAGUUCAUGCUCGGUGGAAUGAGGGCUCACAGGCAGACAUCGCAGUGGAUGACAUUUCUUUAAGUGCUGCGUGUUUUGACACAGAUCUAAGAGUGGGUCUACUAAGUCACGAACACAAUUCGGAAUCCAGUGAUAAGUUGGACUUCUUGAGCCCACUUCCUGAGCCAUCUGCAUUGGAGGCAUCCCAGAUGACAUGGUGGUUCACCUCAUGUGGGGCCAGUGGACCUUGGGGGCCAACUCAAGCCCAGUGUGACAGUGCUUAUCGCAACACCAAUGUUAGUGUUUUGGUGGGAAAAGAAGGCCCUCUUAGAGGUGUUCAAAUGUGGAGGGUGCCUGCUACCAACCGAUAUAAGCUUUCAGCAUACGGAGCUGCAGGAGGCAAAGGAGCAAAAAACCACAACAAACGCUCACACGGCGUUAUUAUUUCAGCCAUUUUCACACUAGAGAAAGGAGACGCCCUUUAUCUUCUAAUUGGUCAUCAGGGUGAAGAUGCUUGCCCAGGGAGGAACCCUCUUACCCACAGGGUUUGCCUGGGCGAAUCAUCUGUGAUUGAAGAUGGGUUUGAGGGUGAUGGCCAUGCCAUGGAAUGGGCUGGUGGUGGAGGUGGUGGUGGAGGUGCCACUUUCAUUUUUCGGAUGGAGAAUGGAAAGCCAGUACCUCUGUUAAUAGCAGCAGGUGGAGGAGGGAAGGCGUAUCUGGAGGACCCAGACAGCAGUUUGGACGAGAUCCCUUUGGAGCAGUAUGAGAACGACACGGUGACCGCUGGGCUCAGUGGCAGAACUGGAGCAGCAGGAGGAGGAGGUGGAUGGAAGGACUCCACCACUUACCUGUGGGCAGGAAAGUCUUUGUUUGAAGGUGCCGAAGGGGGCUCACCUUGCCCACAGGCCCUGUCCAAACUUGGGUGGGCAACUUUUGGAGGAUUCGGUGGAGGAGGAGGUGCCUGUACUGCUGGAGGAAGUGGAGGGGGAUACAGAGGUGGGGAUGCGUCCCACACUGAUGACAUCACAGCAGACGGGCAGGAUGGCAUUUCUUUCGUCCACCCCUCGGGGGAAUUAUUUCUGCAGCCUUUGGCAGCAAUGGAGAGUCACGGGGAGGCUGAGAUUGAAGUACACCUGAACUGCAGCCAUUGUCAGACUCAGAGCUGCAAACGGGAUAAAGACUCCAGGUUCAUCAUCUGCCUGUGUCAUAACGAAGAGCUGCUCGCACCAGAUAAUGUCACCUGCAUUGUACAAACACAGGGUUCUGUGGCAAAUGGACACCUGUCCCUGUCUCUGAUCAUGGCGGUGGUGGCGUCCACCCUGGUGACAGGCAUUGUGCUGACCUGUGCUUGCCUCAUUCUCAUGUACUACCGCAAGAAGAACCACCUCCACGCUGUCCGGGUACGUCUUCAAAGUCCUGAGCACAAACUGAGCAAGAUCCGUUCUACCACCAUCAUGACUGACUACAACCCAAACUACUGCUUUGCUGGCAAAGUAGCUUCAUUGAGUGAGCUGAAGGAGGUGCCACGCAAAAACAUCACCCUCCUCAGGGCUUUGGGUCACGGUGCUUUCGGGGAAGUAUAUGAAGGCCAGGUUUUCGGUAUGAAUGGAGAAAACACUGCUAUGCAGGUUGCUGUCAAGACUCUUCCAGAAAUCUGUUCUGAGCAAGAUGAGAUGGAUUUCCUCAUGGAGACACUAAUUAUGAGUAAGUUUAACCAUCAGAACAUAGUGUGCUGUAUCGGAGUCAGUCUGCAGAUCCUGCCUCGUUUUAUUCUUCUGGAGCUCAUGACCGGAGGAGACAUGAAGAGCUUUCUGAGACAGACUCGCCCCAAAGCUAAUCAGCCCUCGUCUCUGACUAUGCUGGAGCUGCUGCAAAUGGCCAGAGAUAUCGCAUUCGGCUGCCGAUACCUGGAGGAGAACCACUUUAUUCACAGAGACAUUGCUGCACGCAAUUGCCUGUUGACCUGUACCGGUCCAGAGAGGGUGGCCAAAAUUGGGGAUUUUGGAAUGGCCCGCGACAUAUACAGGGCCAGCUACUACAGGAAAGGUGGUCGAGCCAUGCUGCCAGUGAAAUGGAUGCCACCUGAGGCUUUUCUGGAGGGCAUUUUUACCUGCAAGACUGAUACAUGGUCAUUUGGGGUACUGCUGUGGGAGAUUUUCUCCCUGGGCUACAUGCCUUAUCCUUGUAGGACCAAUCAAGAGGUGCUGGAGUUCGUGACUAGUGGAGGACGCAUGGAUCCCCCGAAGAAGUGCCCAGGCCCUGUGUACCGGAUUAUGACACAGUGUUGGCAGCACUGCCCAGAACAUCGACCAAACUUCUCAGCUAUUUUAGAGAGGCUCAACUAUUGCACUCAGGACCCUGAUGUCAUAAACACCCCCCUUCCAGUUGAAUGUGGACCAGCUGCGGAUGAAGACAGUAGCACUGUUAUUCGUCCUGUAGCAUCUAGCAGCAUGAGUCCCCUUCUAAUAAGACAUUCCAUGUCACAGGAGCUACCUGUGCACCCUGGCAUCUUUCCUUCCAUCCCUCAGGUCUGCAAGCCCAGUCUGCUGCCGCAGUGGCCAUCACAUGUUCCUCAGGAGAUGGCCUCUAGCCACGAAGCUCUGGAGCCAUGCUGGACUGAGCCACUGUCUGCUCCAGGAGCCUGCUCUAGUUCUUGGCUCCAGGUUCCUGUACACCAGCCAUGCUCCAGAGCCAGCUCCUCCUCUGGCAGCCAAAAGCUGAAAAACAACACCAAGAACCUGUGGAACCCUACGUACGGUUCCUGGGUUCUAGAGAGCUUUGGACAGGGAAAAACAUCCCUGUUGCAGACCCAAUCCAUGCCUCUAUCUUCUACCUCCACCAUGAUGACUGCUUCUAUUGCUUCUAUUACCUCAGCCUCAGAGCACAACGACUCUGGGACAGAAACUAACGCUUCACCAUGCUCAAACACAUCACCAGCUCCCUCUCAGAUGAGCUCCAGUCCUUCAGGAUCUUGUUGUCUGACAACACAAAAAGUGUCAGCUGGUACUGCAGUUUACUCAAUUAGUGCUGCCAUGGACCUGGCCAAGCUGCACAGCUUCACUUGUGGCAACAUGAAUUACUCAUAUGAUGAGCAGAGCUACGAGGCAGAGACUCUGCCUUUUGUAGUUGCCAGAUCUUCAGAACCUAGCAGCUCUGCAGCCAGAUCUUCACUAACAGUGCUGAGCCUGGCCUCUUACUCUACCCACAAGCCAUUGAUCAAGCGUCACGCCAGCUAUGGACACGAAGAUGUCGGGAGCAAGCCUGAAAAACCCACACGAGACCGAGACUCAGGCUUCUCAUUAUCAGAAGAUCUGAGUGUUCCUUCUGUGUAG